AGGGCGGAGCGCGGCGGCGGGGAGGGCCGAGAGUUCGGGGCCGCCCCCCACGCACCUCCCGGCCCCGGCUCCCCGCCGGUGGAGAAGGGGGGAGGGGCGUGAGCUGGCGCACGCGCGCUCCCGGGAGGGAGAGGUCUCCGAGCAAAAGCGAGCAGCCCCAGUUUUCGGAAGGGAGCCUCGGGGCCGGGCCCAGGACCAGCGCACCAUGGCGGCCCUGCUGCUGCUGCUGCUGCUGCUGCUGCCGCCGCUGCUCCUGCUGCGGAAGCCGCACCUCUGGCCGGGGCUGCGCUGGCUCCCGGCGGACUUGGCCUUCGCGGUACGCGCCCUGCGAUGCAAGCGGGCUCUUCGAGCGCGCGCCCUGGCAGCGGCCGCCGCCGACCCGAGGGGCCCCGAGGGGGGCUGCAGCCUGGCCUGGCGCCUCGCGGAACUGGCCCGGCAGCGCCCCGCACACACCUUCCUCAUUCACGGCCCGCGACGCUUCAACUACGCGGAGGCCGAGCGCGAGAGCAACCGGGCUGCGCGCGCUUUCUUGCGCGCGCGGGGCUGGGGCGCGGGGCCCGGCGGCGGCGCAGAGGCCGAGCGGGCCGCGGGAGUGGCCGGCGCCGCGGCCCCUCUAGCGCCCGGGGACACCGUGGCGCUGCUUCUCCCCGCCUGCCCGGAGUUCCUGUGGCUCUGGUUCGGGCUGGCCAAGGCCGGCCUGCGCACAGCCUUUGUGCCCGCCGCCCUGCGCCGGGGUGCCCUCCUGCACUGUCUCCGCAGCUGCGGCGCGCGCGCGCUGGUCCUGGCGCCAGAGUUCCUGCAGUCGCUGGAGCCUGACCUGCCAGCCCUGAGAGCCAUGGGGCUCCGUCUUUGGGCUGCAGGCCCUGAAGCCCAUCCUGUGGGAAUCAGCGACUUGCUGGCCGAGGCCUCGGCAGAAGCGGACGGACCAGUGCCCGGGUACCUGUCUGCCCCCCAGAGCAUGAUGGACACGUGCCUGUACAUCUUCACUUCUGGCACCACGGGCCUCCCCAAGGCUGCGCAGAUCAGUCACCAGAAGAUCCUGCAGUGCCAGGCCUUCUACGAGCUGUGUGGGGCCCACCGGCAAGAUGUGAUCUACCUGGCCCUCCCCCUCUACCACAUGUCGGGCUCUCUCCUGGGCAUCGUGGGCUGCUUGGGUAUCGGGGCCACAGUGGUGCUGAAGUCCAAAUUCUCGGCCGGUCAGUUCUGGGAGGACUGCCAGCAGCACGGGGUGACAGUGUUCCAGUACAUAGGGGAGCUGUGCCGAUAUCUUGUCAACCAGCCACCGAGCACGGCGGAACAUGGCCAUAAGGUCCGGCUGGCAGUGGGCAGCGGGCUGCGACCUGACACCUGGGAGCGCUUUGUGCGUCGUUUUGGUCCCCUGCAGGUGCUGGAGACCUACGGGCUCACCGAGGGCAAUGUUGCCACUUUUAACUACACGGGACAGCUGGGUGCUGUGGGCCGCGCCUCCUGGCUUUAUAAGCAUGUCUUCCCCUUCUCUUUGAUUCGCUAUGACGUCACCACAGGGGAGCCGGUCCGGGAUGCCCAGGGGCACUGUGUGGCUACAUGUCCAGGUGAGCCCGGGCUGCUGGUGGCCCCGGUCAGCCAGCAGUCCCCGUUCCUGGGCUAUGCUGGGGGGCCAGAGCUGGGCCAGGGGAAGCUGCUGAAGAGUGUCUUCCGAGCUGGGGAUGUUUUCUUCAACACCGGGGACCUGCUGGUCUGCGACCACCAGGGUUUUCUCCGCUUCCACGAUCGGACUGGGGACACCUUCAGGUGGAAAGGGGAGAACGUGGCCACAACCGAGGUGGCGGACGCCUUGGGGUCUCUGGACUUCCUUCAGGACGUGAACGUCUACGGAGUCGCCGUGCCAGGGCACGAAGGCAGAGCUGGAAUGGCGGCCCUGGUUCUGCGUCCCCCCCACUCCUUGGACCUUGUGCAGCUCUACGCCCACGUUUCUGAAAACCUGCCGCCGUACGCCUGGCCUCGGUUCCUGAGGCUCCAGGAGUCUCUGGCCACGACGGAGACCUUCAAGCAGCAGAAGGUGCGGAUGGCAAAGGAGGGCUUUGACCCAAGCGCACUGUCUGACCCCCUCUACGUUCUGGACCAGCCUGGGGGUGCCUACCUGCCCCUCACACGGGCCCGGUACAGUGCCCUCCUGGCUGGGGACCUUCGCAUCUGAGAGCCCCCCCAUGCUCAGCAGCCCGAGGGAGCGACUUUGUGGCUCGACGGCAUGGCAGGUGUACUGGGGGCCGUCUGGGAUCUUUUUUAUACCAGAUUUGGAAUCAUUAUUUUGUAAUAAACGGGGCCAGAGCCAGUCGAGCUCUGUCUUUCUGAUAAGCA
This is a messenger RNA of Mustela erminea (ermine), 2337 nucleotides long. It is a transcript of the gene SLC27A3, whose product is annotated as solute carrier family 27 member 3. The record is from RefSeq and is a predicted model, not a curated record. Gene Ontology annotation, molecular function: long-chain fatty acid transmembrane transporter activity; long-chain fatty acid-CoA ligase activity. NCBI's taxonomy places the organism in Eukaryota, Metazoa, Chordata, Mammalia, Carnivora, Mustelidae. Gene Ontology annotation, cellular component: endoplasmic reticulum; mitochondrion. The transcript has 10 exons. Bases 206 to 2176 code for a protein of 656 amino acids.